Messenger RNA from Acanthochromis polyacanthus (spiny chromis), 1110 nucleotides. RefSeq names its product GTPase IMAP family member 5-like. The transcript is spliced from 5 exons. NCBI's taxonomy places the organism in Eukaryota, Metazoa, Chordata, Actinopteri, Pomacentridae. Bases 1 to 1110 code for a protein of 369 amino acids. The record is from RefSeq and is a predicted model, not a curated record. Gene Ontology annotation, molecular function: GTP binding.
AUGUUCAACAUCGAACUGGGAACACUCAGUGAACAUCUGGUCGAUGACUGUAAGAAGUGGUGUUCUCUGGAAUUCAAGUACGAUGACAGAAACCACGUUAAGGAAGUUAAGAAGAGAGAGAGGAAUGAAUCGAAAAGGACAAGAAAUGACGAUCAUCAUGAGAGAUCAGAUGAGAGCAAAUCUUCCAUGUCACCACGAGUAUUCAACAUAGUUCUGCUGGGACAAACUGGGACUGGAAAGAGUGCAUCUGGAAACACCAUCCUGACUGCUAUGGAUCCCAAACUGGAUCCAAAUCAGCUUUUUAAAUCCAGGCCGAGCUCCACACCAGUCACCUCCAAGUGUGAAUUCAAAGAGAUAGAUGUGUUCGGCAGGCUGGUUAGAGUGAUCGACACCCCAGAUUUCUCUGAUGAGGAUGUAGACUCUCAGACACAUGUAGAGGAGUGUAAGAAGUACUGUCAGCCAGGACGCUGUGUGGUGUUACUGGUGAUACAGAUGGGUCGGUUUACAGAUGGUGAGAGGGGAAUAUUAGAAAGGCUGGAGAAAAAGCUUGGCUGGAGGAUCAGGGAGAGCACAAUCGUGCUGCUGACACAUGGAGAGAAUGCAAAAGGCCAGGAAGAGAGUUUCAUUGCUGAACGGACUUACCUCGACUCCAUGGUGCGAGCAUGCGACGGUCGCUUCCAUAUCCAGCAGAGGAUCAGAGAGAAGGAAGAAGGCGUGAAGGUGCUGCAGCAAGAGAUGGCCGAGCUGAGGAGGAGAAGCUCUGAGCUGGAGCUGCUCUCACAAACAGACGACCACAUCCAGUUUCUGCAGAACUACACCCUGCUGGGGCGUCUCAGUGAAGCCACAGACUCGGAUGUGUCGGACGCCACGGAUAAACCUCAGAACGUUCUGAGUGAAGAGUCGACCAAGAGCUCACAGAUGAACGCUGAAGUGGGGGUUUUGCUGUCAGAAGGAGAUCAAAAGAUCAGAGAUGAACUCUUAAAAUACUCCUGUCAAACCACACUGGAUCCAAAUACAGCACAUUGCUGCAUCAAGGGGUCUCCUUUGUCCCUGUUUUCAGGUUCCAUGUUCACAGUCUGUGUGACUGUCCUCUCGUCCAACUUCAUCUGA